Molecule: messenger RNA, 1307 nt
Organism: Erythranthe guttata (spotted monkey flower)
Lineage: Eukaryota; Viridiplantae; Streptophyta; Magnoliopsida; Lamiales; Phrymaceae
Cellular component (GO): chloroplast
Source: RefSeq, a predicted model, not a curated record
GCUGCAGCACUGAACCACCAAUGAACAAGAAAUUGUCAGCAGAGAUAAUGCCCUAAUCCCAAUCUCUGCUUUCCAAACUGUCUGAAACUUCAUACCCAUCAAUGGCGGCUUCAAUUUUACUACACCCACCAACCCUUCUAACAACCUCUCAAAUCAAACGCCACAAACCCUCACUCUCGGCGCAAAGAAUCCACUCUUCUUCACCUCAACGCAAAAAAAUCCUCGCUAAUCCACAGUCCUUGCUUCCAUUUCGAUCUUCAGUCCCCCAAUUCGGAUCGACGAGAGCUUCGCCACACGAGAUUCUCGAAACAAUCGAGCAAAAGGACGAAUCUUUGUCCGGGUCGGCGGAUAAACCGGUGAAAUUCCUCGCCUGGGUUCUGCUGUGGGCAUCUUUGUCUCUUGGGUUCUACGCAUUCUCCGGUGAUGCCAGAGCCGCCGCAAUCGGCGGCGCCGAUUCAAUUAGGGCUUCGGGCUUUGGCGUGAAGGUCGCCAACGGGCUUCGGGCCUCGGGCUGGCCCGACGAAGCUGUUGUAUUUGCCUUGGCUACGCUGCCGGUGAUUGAGCUACGUGGCGCUAUUCCCGUUGGUUAUUGGCUGCAGCUCACGCCUCUAGUGCUCACUCUCCUCUCUAUUCUUGGGAACAUGGUACCCGUACCCUUCAUCGUACUAUACCUGAAAAAAGUCGCAAACUUUCUCACCGUAAACAACAAAACCGCCUCUCGAUUUCUCAACAUGUUAUUCGAGAGGGCCAAACAGAAAGCGGGUCCGGUGAAAGAAUUUCAAUGGCUUGGAUUAAUGCUAUUUGUGGCAGUGCCGUUUCCCGGUACAGGAGCUUGGACCGGAGCUUUCAUAGCAUCUGUAUUGGAUAUGCCGUUCUGGUCGGCAGUUUCGGCUAAUUUUGUCGGUGUGGUAUUAGCUGCCCUUUUGGUAAAUUUGCUCGUUAACCUAGGACUCAAAUAUGCUGUCCUAACCGGCGUACUUUUAUUUUUCAUUUCCACGUUCAUGUGGAGUAUUCUUCGUGGUCUGAAAAAUUUAUCGACUGCAUCAAAUUGAUGCAGGUUCGUAAUAAAUUUAGAAUAAUUACUAGAUUUAAUAACUGCUUUGAGCUUAAUUAGUGACCACGAAAAAAGGCCUAUUGCGAAAAGAUUUCGUAAUAAAAAUUCCGUCGAGGGUUUCUUUUAGAGUUGUAUUAUUGUCGAUUUGGUAUAAAGUUUAUCGGGUGUAGCAUCUAACAAACCGCAUCUUCUUUUUUGUUUUUUUAUGUGUGGAUCGAUGAUUCGACAGUUAUAAUGCAUAAUCUUUUCCAUU